GCCGGGCUCGGCCCCGCUCCGCCUCCGCCUGUCACCAGCGCCGGCCCCAGCGCUCCCGCAAUAUGGCGGCCGCUCCCGGCCGGAAGUCCCGCCCCUCAGCGCGGGGCACGACGGGAGCGCCCCGUCCGCCCGUUCGAAUGAAUACAGGAAGUGCCCGCAGGCGUUGCCAUGGCAACGGUGCGGCCUGCUCCGAUCUCGCGGGGCCUCGGCGGGGAGCGUUCCCACCCCGUCCCGUUCCGCCUCAUUCCGCUGCCGGGCUGUGUUUAAAACAAGCACUGAUAAACGAGAAGCUAAAGAGAGCCUCAAUCAUUUCCUUAAAAUAAAACAAAAUAACACGGAGCGAGUGACGGAAGCCCCAGGGUGCCCCCCUCGGGCUGCCCGCAGCGGGCCCUGCGCCGUCCCCGGGCUCCUAGAGGCCGUACCGAGGCGGCACCGCCCCGCCGUGACCCCGCGGCCGAUCACUUCCAGGGCGGCCCCGGCUCCCGAUUUGAAAAUGCAGGAGCGGCUGCUGGUGCUGCUGUGCGCGUUGGCGCGGCGGGCGGGCGGGCGGCGGAGGGCUAUGGCGGGGCGCUGGGACGGGCCGCAGCGCCGAGCGUGGCUCCGCCACUACUACAGCCAGCGGCAGAAGCGGCUGAUGACGCUCCUGAUCGCUCGCCGGAGGAGAUCCAGCUGCUACUUCUAUCCCCGUGCCUGGCCCAGCCUGCGGGGUGCAGACUGGUGGGAGCGAGUGGUCCUGAAGGAAUUCGGCCCCCAGGACUGGUUGGAGAAGUUCCGCAUGUCCCGGGAGACCUUCUUCUACAUCUGCAACCGCCUGCGGCCAGGGCUGGCCCCGCACAGCGCCCACUUCCACCCCGCGCUGCCCCUGGAGAAGCGAGUGGCUGUGGCCCUGUGGCACCUGGCCACCAACGUGGAGUACCAGACUCUCAGCCCGCUCUUUGGCGUCGGGCCCUCCACUGUGCAGACGUGCGUGCGGGAGGUGAGUUACGCUGUGGUCCUGCUGCUGAAACCCCUCUACCUCCGUCUGCCCGAUGAGAAGGAGCUGGAGAACAUGGUGCGCAUCUUCCGCACCCGCUGGGGCUUCCCGCACUGCAUUGGCGCCCUGGACAGCCUGCACAUCCCCAUCAACCCCCCGCUGCGUCUGAGUGCCGAUUACUGCAACGGGCAGGGCUGGCACUCCAUCCUCACCCAGGCCACCGUGGAUGGGCUGGGCCAAUUUUGGGACGUCUCCACCGCUUUUCCCGGCAGCAUGGAGAACAGCGCGGUGCUGGAGAGCUCCAGCCUCUGGGUGCUGGCUAAGGAGGGCCGGCUGUGCCCCAACCCGCCCAAGGACUUCAUGGGCAAGGCACAGAAGUACGUGCUGCUGGGCGACGCCACCUACCCCUUGCAGGACUGGAUCCUCAAGCCCUACCAGGAGGAUGAGAACCUCACCCAGCGGCAGCUGCAGUUCAACUACCGCCUCAAGCGGGCGCACAGCGUGAUCGAGAACGCCUUCCUGCGCCUGAAGGCCCGCUGGCAGAUCCUCCUCAAGUGUGAUGACUGCAGCCUGGAGCUGCUGCCCACCCUUGUUCUGGCCUGCUGCAUUCUGCACAAUGUCUGCGAGGCGCACGACAACCCCUUCAAUGAGGAGUGGCUGGAGGGCACUGAGCCCACUGAGCUGCCCAAGCCUUGCCAGCCCGCGCCUGCCGCCAUGGAGGAUGGCCGGGCUGAGCAGGUGCGUGAACUGAUGUGCCAGUACUUUGAGAACUGUGGGGAGGGCUGAUGGCUGCAGGGGGGACACACCGUGCUCCUCCUUGGACCCUCUGGGUCGGUGCCAGCCCCUCGGUUCACAUUGGAUUUUGCUUCUCAGUUGCAGGCAGUGGGAUGUAUCUCACACCUGGACUAUCUCUGCUGGGAUUUGACCAAUGUAGUGAUGUGCUCUGUGCUGUGUGAAUAAAGUGGGGUCACGAUUUGGCUGGGGAGAGGGUGGUCAGGUCAUCCCAUCGCCGGGCAUGGCUGCAACCCUAAUGCUGACUGGA
Molecule: messenger RNA, 2015 nt
Organism: Numida meleagris (helmeted guineafowl)
Lineage: Eukaryota; Metazoa; Chordata; Aves; Galliformes; Numididae
Product: protein ANTAGONIST OF LIKE HETEROCHROMATIN PROTEIN 1-like
Exons: 2
Coding region: 494-1759 (421 amino acids)
Source: RefSeq, a predicted model, not a curated record